Messenger RNA from Ornithorhynchus anatinus (platypus), 4171 nucleotides. It is a transcript of the gene VWA5B2, whose product is annotated as von Willebrand factor A domain containing 5B2. The transcript is spliced from 19 exons. Bases 36 to 3713 code for a protein of 1225 amino acids. The record is from RefSeq and is a predicted model, not a curated record. Lineage: Eukaryota; Metazoa; Chordata; Mammalia; Monotremata; Ornithorhynchidae.
GAGGCCAGACGGUCGGGCAGGGGGAAGGGGGCACCAUGCCGGGCCUCUACCGCCCGUCCAACUGGACCCCGCUGCCUCUCCUGGCCUCCCGGGUCCGGGCCUGUGCCAACGGGCCCUGCCUGGGCCUCGAGGCCCGACUCGCUUACCGCAACCCGGAGUCGGAGCCCGUGGAAGGGGUCUUCGUGUACCCGCUGGCGGAGGCCGAGGUGGUGUCCGGCCUCGAGGCCGAGGUGGCCGGCGGUCCGCGAGUCUCCUUCGAGCUGCAGAGCCGCCGGGCCGAGGAGCCUUGCUGCCAGGGGCUGAGCCCGGGAUCCGGCCUCCCUCGCCGCUGCCCCCGGGGACACUUGGUUCUAGACCGCGCUCAGGCCCGCUCCGCGCUGGUGCUGCCCCUGGGCUUCGUCGCGGCGGAUGGGACCAUCACCGUGACGCUACGGAGCAGCCGGGAGCUGCCCACCCGGCCCGAUGGGGCACUGUGCGUGGCCUUGCCCUCUGUGCUCACCCCCCUGGCACCCCCUGGCUCCCCCGAGCCCACCGGCUCCCCCGGGCUCUGUGACGACAGCCCCACCAGCGGCUGCUUCGGGACGGGCAGCCCCCAGGCCGAAGGGCCCAGCUCCGAGGGCCCACCGGGCCCCCGGGACGUGUUCUCCGGUCCCGCCCGCUGCCCGGGCCCCUAUGCCUUCUCCUUCGAGAUGUUGGUCACUGGGCCGUGCCUACUAGCCGGCGUGGAGAGCCCCUCCCACGCCCUGCGAGCUGACGCCCCCCCGCGCGCCGACUCCGCCGUCACCAUCUGCGUCACCCUGGCCGAGGACCACCGCUGUGACCGGGGCCUGGAGAUCCUGCUGCACCCCAGCGAGCCCCACCGGCCGCACUUGCUCCUGGAGGCGGGCGGGCUGAGCGCCGCCGAGUACGAGGCCCGCCUGCGGGACCGGAGAGACUUCCAGCGCCUCGUCCGGGUCGACGGCGACCGCCAGCUGUGGUUCCUUCAGCGGCGCUUCCACAAAGACAUCCUGUUUAACCCGGUGAUGGCGCUCAGCUUCUGCCCGGACCUCAGGUCGGACCCCCCGGACCCCGGCGCCGCCACCAGAGAGGUCCUCUUCCUCCUGGACCGCGCCGGAGCCAUGUACAAGGACGCCCUUCUCCUGGCCGUCAAGUCGCUCCCUCCGCAGACGCUCAUCAACGUCGCGUCUUUCGGCUCGUCGGUCCAGGCCCUGUUCCCCCGCAGCCUCCCCUGCGACGACGACACGGCGCAGCGGGCCUGGGACGGCAUCGAGGCGCUGCAGGCGGGCCCGGAGGCCCCCGACGUGUCGGCGGCGCUGCGCUGGGGCCUGGGGCGGCCCGGACAGCGGGGUCACCCCCGCCAGCUCUUCCUGCUCACGGCCGCCGCCCCCGCCCCCGCCGCCACGCGCCGCGCCCUGGACCUCGUGCGCCAGCAAGGAGGCGCGGCCAGGUGCUUCUGCUUCGGGCUGGGCCCCGCCUGCCGCCGCCUGCUCCGCGGUCUGGCCGCUCUCAGUCGGGGCCGCGCUUACUUCUUAGGCCCGGGAAAGAGGCUGCAGCCCGCGCUGGUGCGGGCCCUGAGGACGGCGCUGGAGCCGGCGCUGAGCGACAUCGCCGUGGACUGGUUCGUGCCCGACGCCGUGGAGGCGCUGCUCACGCCCCGAGAGAUCCCCGCCUUGUACCCCGGGGACCGGCUCCUCGGAUACUGCGUCCUCUUCCGCGUGGACGGAUUCCGCCCCCGCCCGCCCGAGGCCCGGGAGCCCGUCUGGAGGAGCCCGGCCCGGAGCUCGGGCGGGUCGACGUUCCCGUCCCCGGAGGAGGGGCCGUCGGCCGCCGGCCCGGGCUCGGACCUCACGGACCCCGCCGACCCCACCGACCCCACCGACCCCACCGACACGCCGGGGCUCACCAGCGCCGCCUCGGCGGGACCGUCCGGCCCGGGGGGCUCGGAACCCAGCGCGGACGUCCCCUCGGACCCGGCCGCGGACCCCGGGCCCGACCCUCCGCCGGACCUGGCCGUCUGGCGUCGGAUCUUCCAGUCGUCUUACAUCCGGGAGCAGUACGUGCUGACCCUCUGCUCCGCCAGCCCCGAGCCCGAGCCCGGGCCCGGCUCCACCGGGGGCAGCGAGUCCCCGGGCUCUCAGGGUCCCGCCUCCCCCGAGGACCGCGCCCCCGCCGUGCCGCCCUCCCAGCAGGGCCGCCGCAGCCUGGGGGACGUCGGCCCGGCCUCCCGCUCCUGCCCGCUGACCCCGACCCCGACCGCCCCGCCGGCCCCCGCCGCCCCGGCCUCGGCCCCGGCCCUGGCGGCGGAGUCGGCGGACGCGGCGAGGAGGCCGGAGCGGGAGGGGGCCCGGCGGCGUGGGGCGGCACCGGCGGGGCGCGGCUUCUCCUCUCCCCGGGGAGAGCCGGGGCCCUCGCCCCACAGCCGCCGCCGUCCGAGGAACCGGUCCUCUGCGGGGACAGCGGAAGGCCCGGGUUCCGAGCCGGGGCCGUCGCCGAGCGGCCCGGACGACUCGGAGACCCUCCUCUCGCCCGACCCCCUGGAGUGGGACAUGCUGGUGGAGCCCCCGUUCCUGUUCGCCACAGGGCCUCCUGAGGAGGAGGAGGAGGAGCCCCCCGCCGAGGGCCCGGGGUCCCCGGCGCCCCCGGGCCCGCGUUGCCACGUGGUGAUCCGGGCCCUGCGAGACGGGCGGCCCGUCUGCUGGGAGGCGGGGGCCGGGCUGGAGGCGCUGCUGGGGCCCGGGCACCCCCCCGCCCCGCCGCCCCCCGCCGGCGCGGACCUGUGGGACCAGGCGCUGCACCGGCUGGCCGCGGCCUCGGUGGUCAGGGACAACGAGCAGCUCGCCCUGCGCGGAGCAGGGGGCCGGAGCGGGGCCCGCCACGGCCCCUCCCGGAAGUUCCGCCUUCGCGCCCUCCAGACCAGCAAGGCCAGCGCCGCCGCCUCUCUGUUCACCUGCCCGGUGGCCGUGGACGCCCGCACCCACGAGGCGCUCCCCGCCGGCCUGCAAGUGCGAAGCGUGGAGCCCUCGGAGCCCCCCGCGGCCUCCCCCGUCUCCGAGGCUUCGUCGGACGCCGUUGACUGUCCCGAGGGUAGCGCCCUGCCCCGGCCGGACCCUCCGAGGGCCGCGUGGCCGGGCGGGCGGGCCGCACUUACCUCGACCCACGUUGCAGGCCUCACCGACGGAUCCUCCGCCGGCCCCGGGGAGAACGGCCUCAGCAGGGUCGGCUCCGGCCCGCGGAAGGGACUCGGCUUGAGGCAGCGGCUCCGCGGACGGCCGGGCGGAGCGGAGCAACCCGGGGUCGGCGGCGACCCCGACUAUCUGCCUCUGGUGCGGCAGCAGGAGGCGGCGGGCUCCUUCCGGCUGGACGGGCUCUUCUGCGCCGCCGUGCGGAUGCCCCCGGAACAGCUCCGCCGGGCCUCGCCCUUCGCCGCCCACCGGCCGCCCCCGCCCUGCGCGCCGCCCCCUGCCGGCGGGGCCGAGGAGCUGCGGGGCCGGAGCUGGGCCACGGCGGUGGCCCUGGGCUGGCUGGAGCACCGCUGCGCCGCCACCUUCGGAGAGUGGGAGCUGACGGCGGCCAAGGCGGACGGCUGGCUGCGGGCGCAGACCCUCCCCGACGGCCUCCGCCCCGACGCCCUCAAGGCCGCCGCCCGCGCGCUCUUCCUGCUCCUGCGCCGCCGGGACCCCCGGCCGCACCGGCUCCGCUCCACCGACGCCUGACGCCACCGCCGGACACCGGGGGUCCGGACGGGCCGCCCCGCUCCCCCGCGGCCGGGACCCCUAGAGUCCGGCGGGUGGGCUCCGGCCCUCGCCCCGUCGCCGCUCUCACCUCUUCCCUCUCCGGCCUCGUCCGAUCACACGACCGAUGGGCUUUUAUUGAGCGCUCGCUGCGCGCGGAGCACCGGACGCUCGGGGGAGCGCGACGGAUCACGGAAAGUGCCCGCCUUCCCCCCGUCCCUCCCCGCCCGAGCUCGCGCUCUCGUCCGCCCUGCCCUCUCCCCUCCCUCUCUGCAAAGGGCGGGCAAACAUCACUCCCGGCAGGGCUCGGCGGCAGGGAGUCGGUCGGUCCGAGGGUCCUCUCCGUCCGGUGGCCGGAGAGAUGUCUCUUCUGCCGGAGGGGGGGCGCGGAGGACGGAACCGACGCCGUCUGCCGCAAUAAAGUGCCUCUGGGGACCCGU